Messenger RNA from Aspergillus saccharolyticus JOP 1030-1, 2437 nucleotides. Its product is annotated as putative mRNA splicing protein (Prp39). The record is from RefSeq and is a predicted model, not a curated record. The transcript is spliced from 4 exons. Gene Ontology annotation, molecular function: protein binding. Gene Ontology annotation, biological process: mRNA 5'-splice site recognition; RNA processing. Gene Ontology annotation, cellular component: U1 snRNP; U2-type prespliceosome; commitment complex. Bases 287 to 2044 code for a protein of 585 amino acids. NCBI's taxonomy places the organism in Eukaryota, Fungi, Ascomycota, Eurotiomycetes, Eurotiales, Aspergillaceae.
GCCAGUGUUCCAGAGGUCUUAGGUUCAUCCGUCUCUCUUCGCAACUUAACUUGACUAGCCUUACACACGCCUUGUCCCUCUUCCUCCUUGCGGGAUUCUCAACACUGAUUUCUUCUUCUCCACUUUCACCCCCCUUGUCGCUAUCUUGUCUCGCUUGUUGCUGUGUAACUUCUCUUGUUGAUUCUCCUGCUUUCUCUCCUCUCACUCCUUCACACUCGACCCUAAAGUCACCUUGAGCUCCGAAAUCGUCUCCGGCCUAUUCCCCCCACCCGCUCAUACUGCCAUCAUGGCGGACUACAAUUAUGGAGGCUCCGAGGAAGAGAAUGCCGAGCUGAGAAAACUCGAGGUUGAAUUGCUCGAUGACCCAGAUAAUUUCGAGACUUGGGAGAAAUUGGUUCGCGCUGCCGAGGCUUUGGAGGGAGGCAUCAACCGCAACUCCAAUCCCCAAGCUAUUACCACAGUGCGCAAUGUCUACGAUCGCUUCUUAGCCAAAUUCCCUCUGCUUUUUGGAUAUUGGAAGAAGUAUGCCGACUUGGAAUUCUCCCUCACUGGCACUGAGGCUGCAGAUAUGGUCUAUGAGCGAGGUGUUGCUAGCAUUUCGCCCUCGGUCGAUCUAUGGACCAAUUACUGCUCCUUCAAGGCAGAGACUUCUCACGACGCGGACGUGAUUCGAGAGCUUUUUGAACGUGGUGCAAGCAGUGUCGGCUUGGACUUCCUAGCCCAUCCCUUCUGGGAUAAAUACAUUGAGUUUGAGGAACGCGUGGAGGCCGUCGACAAGAUCUUUGCGAUCCUGGGCCGCGUUAUCCACAUUCCCAUGCACCAGUAUGCUCGGUACUUUGAGCGGUAUAGGCAACUGGCGCAAGCUCGCCCCUUGGCCGAACUUGCAUCCCCUGAGACGCUGUCGCAAUUCCGCGCAGAGCUCGAUGCCGCCGCUGGUCAGGUUGCCCCUGGCGCCAAGGCCGAGGCUGAAAUUGAAAGAGACUUGCGGCUACGGGUCGAUAGUCACCACCUUGAGAUUUUCUCCAAAACCCAAACUGAGACCACGAAGCGUUGGACAUAUGAGUCGGAGAUCAAGCGUCCGUAUUUCCAUGUUACCGAGUUGGAUGAAGGCCAGCUGUCGAACUGGAAGAGAUACCUCGACUUUGAGGAAUCCGAGGGAUCCUAUGCUCGCAUUCAGUUCUUGUACGAAAGAUGUCUCGUGACUUGCGCCCACUACGAUGAAUUCUGGCAACGUUAUGCCAGGUGGAUGGCCGCUCAAUCUGGCAAAGACGAAGAGGUGCGCAUCAUCUACCAACGUGCCAGUUGCUUGUACGUGCCUAUCGCCAACCCCACAACUCGUCUUCAAUAUGCCUAUUUCGAGGAGAUGAGCGGUCGUAUCGAUGUUGCCAAGGACAUUCAUGAGGCUAUUUUGAUCCACCUUCCCAACCACGUGGAAACGAUAGUGUCUCUGGCCAAUAUGUCGCGUCGCCACGGCGGACUUGAGGCUGCCAUUGAAAUUUACAAGACCCAGCUUGACUCGCCACAAUGUGACCUCGCCACAAAGGCGGCUCUCGUCGCCGAAUGGGCUCGGCUUUUGUGGAAGAUCAAGGGUUCGGCCGAAGAAGCCCGUCAAGUCUACCAGAAGAACCAGCAAUACUAUUUGGACAGCCGCGCAUUCUGGACGAGUUAUCUCCACUUCGAACUCGAGCAGCCAACGAGCUCAUCGACUGAAUCGGUCCAAUAUGAACGCAUCAAGCAGGUUGUGGACGAGAUCCGCACCAAGAGUUCUCUGCCCGCCCAAGCAGUGCGGGAGCUUGUGCAAGUCUAUAUGGUUUACCUGCUUGAACGCGGCACCAAGGAUGCUGCGAAGGAGUACAUGACCCUUGACAGGGAGGUUCAUGGGCCGGCGUCCGUAUCGCACAUGCAGGCUACGGAGAUGGCAGCACCUGCCCCUGUGGCAGCCGCCCCGGCGACCCCGGCGACGGCGGAAGUAGUUGUCCCCACACCACAAGCCAACCCUUAUGCUGGUUACUACCAGCAGGCGCCUGUCAAUGGCGAUGCCUGAGUGCUUGCUUAGACGCAUUGAUCUACCUGACCUUUCCACAGCCCAGGUCUGUUAAUUUCUGAUAUCCCUUUUCACGGUGGUUUGUUUUUCCUUUCCCGAUCCAAGCCAGCAAUGGCUUGUCGAUGUGUAGAACAAUAGCCCCCAAUUUAUCUCCUGAUGCCCCCCAUUUUAUUGAUUAUGCAGCUUUCAGCGACUCUGGCGUGUUGAGUGAGGGAGGAGCAAAUGACCUAUCUAGCAGGGGCAAUCGAGUCAGCCUGCUCCUUUGACAGCUUCCCACAAUAUCAAGUGAGUCUGGCUAGAUGGCCUUUCACGAGAAUUGGACACAGUCUCCAUGUCAUGAUGUAUUCUACUGCGUAGGUAGCUUCUUAUUUAUUGAUUCAAUUUCAUCUGCCG